Lepidothrix coronata (blue-crowned manakin) is the source of this 4103-nucleotide messenger RNA. RefSeq names its product ST8 alpha-N-acetyl-neuraminide alpha-2,8-sialyltransferase 3 (gene ST8SIA3). The coding region runs from base 16 to 1158 and encodes 380 amino acids. The transcript has 4 exons. Lineage: Eukaryota; Metazoa; Chordata; Aves; Passeriformes; Pipridae. Gene Ontology annotation, molecular function: alpha-N-acetylneuraminate alpha-2,8-sialyltransferase activity. The record is from RefSeq and is a predicted model, not a curated record. Gene Ontology annotation, biological process: N-glycan processing; oligosaccharide metabolic process.
GGGGCCGCCUCCGGCAUGCGGAGCUGCAAGAUGGUGCGGGUGGCCAGCGUGCUGGGGCUCGUCAUGCUCAGCGUCGCGCUGCUCAUCCUCUCCCUCAUCAGCUACGUCUCGCUCAAGAAGGACAACAUCUUCGGGGCGCCCCGCGCCGCCGGCCCCGCCGGGCCCCGCAUGUACAUGUUCCACGCGGGAUUCAGGUCCCAGUUCGCGCUGAAGUUCCUGGACCCCUCGUUCGUGCCCAUCACCAACUCCCUGAGCCAGGAGCUGCAGGAGAAGCCCUCCAGGUGGGCCUUCAACCGGAGCGCCUUCGCCCAGCAGAGGCAGGAAAUCCUUCAGCAUGUCGACGUCAUCAAGAACUUCUCCCUGACCAAGAGCAGCGUCCGCAUCGGGCAGCUGAUGCACUACGACUAUUCCAGCCAUAAGUACGUCUUCUCCAUCAGCAAUAACUUCAGGUCUCUGCUUCCCGACGUGUCUCCCAUCCUGAACAAGCACUACAACAUCUGUGCCGUGGUGGGGAACAGCGGGAUCCUGACCGGGAGCCAGUGCGGGCAGGAGAUCGAUAAAUCGGAUUUCGUCUUUCGGUGCAACUUCGCUCCGACCGAGGCUUUCCAAAAAGACGUGGGGAGGAAAACCAACCUCACCACCUUCAACCCCAGCAUCCUGGAGAAGUAUUACAACAACCUCCUGACCAUUCAGGAUCGCAACAACUUCUUCUUGAGCUUGAAAAAGCUCGACGGGGCAAUCCUUUGGAUCCCCGCUUUCUUCUUCCACACGUCGGCGACGGUCACGAGAACGCUGGUCGACUUCUUCGUUGAGCACAGAGGGCAGCUGAAGGUCCAGCUGGCCUGGCCAGGGAAUAUCAUGCAGCACGUUAACAGGUACUGGCGGAACAAGCACCUGUCCCCCAAGCGGCUGAGCACGGGGAUCCUCAUGUACACCCUGGCCUCUGCCAUCUGCGAGGAGAUCCACCUGUACGGCUUCUGGCCCUUCGGCUUCGACCCCAACACGCGGGAGGACCUCCCGUACCACUACUACGACAAGAAGGGGACCAAGUUCACCACCAAGUGGCAGGAGUCCCACCAGCUGCCCGCCGAGUUCCAGCUGCUCUACAGGAUGCACGGCGAAGGACUGGCCAAGCUCACCCUGUCGCAUUGUGCCUAAGAACCUCCAGCUCCAAGUGCCAAAUGACCGUCUAAAAAAGUGCCCAAAUCCAGAAUUAAACGUUCUCCAGAUAGAAGUCUAAACAGGAAAAGGAAACAAACCCGCCCUAAAAAACCUUUUCCGUGAUGUAAAGAUGCUUUUCAGCCCCCGCCCUUCCGGGGGUCUCAGCUUAUUUAGCGGCGCAGAAGCUUUUUAUCGCGUUCCGUGGGUGCGGUUUGUGCAGCAGCAAAGUGGAGAUGUUUUGCAUUUCUAGAGAAGCCGCUCAGUAUGUUUUUAAGAGCUCUUCAUGUUUUAGCCUUCCACGAAAAAAUCCCUCCGUUUUAUUGUCCCUUCCCCGUUAGGACUAGGUUUUAAAGGGUUUUGCUUCUUUUGUCUCUGUUGCUCUCGAUAGCUCGGUGUCGCCGUGGCCGAGGGAUAAGGGCGCUGGGAACUCCAGUGCAUCCUCCCGAGCCAGUUCCUCCGCGUGGAUCCAGAGAUCCACCGCUCGGGUAUUUUCCUAUUUCCUGAAUUUUACAUUUUUUAAAGAAUAACAAGAAGAAGAAGAAGGUCACGACACGGUUCGUACCUCAGCUAGGUGUUUAUAUCGCUCUUGGAAUACUUCGGGGGUUUAAUUCCAUUUGGGACACAUCCCAGUCCAGACCAGAGAGGCUGAGGCAUGUUCAUUCCCAUCUGGUCAUUUACUUUAAAGCUAAAAGAUUUCCCCAUUUACACUUCUAUUUCCCCAGUCAAACAACCGAAAUAGUGGCCCCAUUUCCCAGUCGCAGGAGGAAGUCAGGCUGUUUGGAGACAGGACAAACCUGAGGGUCACUGAGGGCUGGGAAAUGUGGGCCAUUAUGCCUCGGGAUAAAGAAUCCUGGGAAAUAACUGGGUUCCUUAUCACAGCAAGUAUUUCAACAUUUUUUUCCUCUUCUGUGUGAGAACUGACCACGCACUGAAAAAGGGAUGCAAAAUCCCAUUUGAAUCAUACUUUAAAAUGGCACGUGCUAAUUUUUCUCAGCCUCUUUACCUACAAGCAGCUGUAGGAGGUGAGGAAGGAGGUCUCUGGCACAACACCCAAGCCAAGCAGCCCCGAGCAUCUCCCGGUGCCCGUCGUGGCACCGCAGCUCCACCGCCCCCAGAGCCAGCCCCGUUCUCCCCUGCCUCCCUUCCUCAUUGGAAUUAGCCCACAUUUCCCAGAUUUGCUGGUGCAGAGGCUGUUUAGGGCUGUGGAGGGGCUUGGCUCAGCUCAUGGUGGAUAUUCUCACCUCUCACCGGUGUUGUCAUCACCUGUGAGGGCCUGAACCUGCCAGGGGCUUGUGCUUAUUAAUGCCAGAUAUUUUUCAUCCAUUGCCUGCAGGGAGCGAUCAUUUCUAAUCAGCAAAUUAAAGGAAUGUGAACUGCCAUCGUUGUAUCGGAAGGAAAGCAGGGCCUGAUGUGCUCCGUGCAGUUUUUGGCACCUGAAAGAGGGACAGUGCCCGGGACAGGCCUGGCACCGCGACCGGAACUUUCCAGAGGCACCGAGCGCGGAGGGGGAAGCACAAAACCCGCCGCAGAGAUUGGGAAAGGGGAGCACAGCAAAAAAAUUAUUGACAGAGCUCCAUAUUACAGCAUUGAUUUUCCAGCCAAACUCCCCGUCGACGGCGCAGCCCCACGUCGAACAUUCCAGAAUCAUUGAUUCGAACGGGGCUCCCGCCCCGCGGUCGAUGGCGCAGCACAGCCCAAAGUAAAUUGCUUCUCGGUAUCAAUAUUUCUCUUUUUUUGCGGGGUGGAAAACCACCUCCAAACGUGCAGCUUUUGUCGGGGGAUCCGGUGGGAUCCGAGGGAGGGCUGAGUACGGAAGGGGAUGGAGAGGACAGUGGCAGAGGGGCUGCCUCUCUGCAGCAGAAACGCCUUUCCACGGAUAAACCAGUCCCUUAUUGCGUAUUUAAUUGUUGUUCAGAAGGUGCCUCCCUGCUCAGGACGGCCAGCAGCGCCUCGGCUGGGCCCUUCCUUCCCUCUGUUCGGCCCCAAAUGUUCCUGCACGAAUCCCUGAUGGCUCAGGGAGAACCCUCCCUCUCCUGAGGACGAGCCAAGAGAGCUGAUGCGGCAGGGUCGAUAUCUGUAAGUACAGAACAUUUCAGGUUCCAAAAUCCAGAGGAACCCUCCCGUCCGGCUCCUUCCAUCGGGACACAGACCCUGUCCAGUGGCAGCCACAUCCUGCUCCAGCCCCUCUGCCAAAGGGAGGGGGGGCCAAGGACCCCCCUCAGGGGGUGCUGGGGGUGUACAUAGGAUUGGAAAUGCGUGUUCCCUUUCUCCUUUCACACCUCUUGGGGGUGGAUUUUCGUUGCUUGCAUCUCCUCAGAGGCGGCUCACGAAAACAGGCGUUUGGGCUGCCGGGUUGGCUGGUGGAGGAACCCAAAAAACAAGUGUUUGUGACACAGAACCGACUGUGAACGGGGGCCGCGGAAACGUGAAAAAGCAGGUUUUCUGUCAAUGAAUGUGUCUUCAUUCCAAUGGCUCUACAGUUCAACAAUGCCUGAGGCAGUUGUUUUCGAUAAAAAAAUAUAAAUAUUUAAGAAAAAAAGAAAGAAAAAAAGAAAAAAAAAAGAAAAAAAUGCCAUAAUUGUAAUAAAGGUUCCAUAAUUAAUGGCCAUACUAAAAGCAUUGUUUAUUUUGAAAUGGCUGAUGUUCACAAGGGGCCAGGGCGUGUCUCAGGUGAGCGGUGGGAAGGACACUGGUGUCCAGCCUCACACCCCUGGAGAGCCUCGAGAGCAGGACUGGGGGCACUGGGCCCUGGCCAGGGGUGUCCCCAGCCCCGAGGCCGGGGCGGGGCUGCACAGCACAGCCUGCCCUGGCUCCUCUCGUGGCAGUGAGCUCCCGGUGUGCCCCUGCAGUGUGAUGUGCCUGCAGCGUUGACUCAUGUGCCAUAACCCGAUAUUGAAUGCGUUGUUUUUAAAUAAAAUGGUUUCUUGUGCAUUGGGAGUCCG